Molecule: messenger RNA, 1357 nt
Organism: Zophobas morio
Lineage: Eukaryota; Metazoa; Arthropoda; Insecta; Coleoptera; Tenebrionidae
Product: formylglycine-generating enzyme
Exons: 4
Coding region: 213-1208 (331 amino acids)
Cellular component (GO): endoplasmic reticulum
Source: RefSeq, a predicted model, not a curated record
GUCAUUAAAAUUAAACAUAACCUCAUAUUUCACAAUAAUGAUAAAACCAAACAUAUGCUCACAAAACACAUAUCAAUUGUAGUGUAAAACAAUGCAAACUCAUGAAUUCUUACUCGAAAUAGUUACUUCGCAUUGCAUUUCUUGAAUACUAUUUUCUCGUAAUAUUACUUAUUACUUCUAAUUAUUUUUAGUCAAAUACACUCCUAUCCAAAAUGUACUUAAUGUUUUUAUACUUAACUCUCACUUUACUUAAUAUUUUUAACGUCUGCACGGGCGACUGUGGCUGUCAACUAAACAGAAACGCAAAGUGUACAAAUGAGGAGCAACCACAUGAUAAAUAUUCACAAGCACUUAACGACGAUGAGAAUCUCAAAGAACGUGCAGAUUUUGACCAAACCCACAUGAGCCUAAUUGAAGGAGCAACAUUCGAAAUGGGCACUGACAAACCAGUAUUUGAAAGUGAUCAUGAAGGCCCCAUACGUAAUAUUACUGUCAGUUCAUUUUAUCUAGACAAGUAUGAGGUCUCCAAUAAACAAUUCAGUAAAUUUAUUGAAGAAACAGGGUAUAUAACCGAAGCCGAAAAAUUUGGUGACAGUUUUAUAUUUGAAAUGUUAGUUCCUGAGAGUGAACGAGAGCAAUACAAGGACUUUCGGGCUGUACAAGCACCUUGGUGGAUCAAAAUGAAAGGCGUUACCUGGAAGCAUCCAGAAGGAGAGGGUUCCACAAUUGACGAUCGACUUGACCAUCCUGUAAUUCAUGUGUCAUGGAAUGAUGCACAGAAAUAUUGUAACUUUGUUGGAAAACGACUACCCACUGAGGCUGAAUGGGAAAUGUCAUGCCGAGCAGGAUUAAAACAGAAGUUGUAUCCUUGGGGAAAUAAACUUAAUCCUAAAGAUCAACACUGGGCAAACAUAUGGCAAGGUGACUUUCCAUUAACUAACACAGCCGAAGAUGGUUAUUUAUCAACAGCGCCAGUUGACAGUUUUCCUCCAAAUAAAUUCGGGCUACAUAACAUGGCAGGAAAUGUAUGGGAAUGGACUCAGGAUAACUGGUUAAACGACCCAGACGCAAAAGUAAAGAAAGGAGGUUCUUAUCUUUGCCAUGAAUCAUACUGUUGGAGAUACAGAUGUGCAGCCAGAUCGUUCAACACAAAAGAUAGUUCAGCUGGAAACUUAGGUUUUCGCUGUGCAGGUGACGUUAAAGCUUAAUUUUUCUCAAACUGGCAGUGAGUACAAAAUAAUUUCAAAAAUUACUGUAUCCAAGUACUUAAAAAAUCCUGCCAAAAAGUCUUCCAAAUAAUGUAUUGAUUGUUUGAUACAAUAAUUGUUUAUAGAAAUAUAUUAAUUUAAUUACAAAA